Molecule: messenger RNA, 3761 nt
Organism: Camelina sativa (false flax)
Lineage: Eukaryota; Viridiplantae; Streptophyta; Magnoliopsida; Brassicales; Brassicaceae
Source: RefSeq, a predicted model, not a curated record
UUUUGCAUCGCUCUCACUCUCUGUGUGGCUCUUUCGUCUUCCACACUAUCACUUCCAUAUCCACAAAAAAAGCUUCACAUAAAUCUUAAAUUUAAACCCUAACAAACUCGUCACAGACAAACACAAAACUACAAAAUACACCUUUUGUAUUAUUUGGAUGUUUUGAGUAAAAAUGGAAUCCGAGAAGCCUGGAAUUGUUUCAAUUCUCGCGGCAGCAACGGUCGAUUCGGAGAAGCCUCGCGUUUCGAUUUCAGCGGUGAGAGCGGUUGCGGCGGCAAGAGCUGAAUCGUUUCUUCUCACCCGUACUCUCUCUGGCUCGUUUUCAUCUGCUGGUUCUGUUCCAAUUCGUGCACCUCUUACAGUUGAUGAGGAUGAUGAUGAUGGUUCUGUAAUCGAGGAACAUAGCUUAGCGAGUAGUGAAGCUAGUAGGGGAAUCGAUUCUGGGACAGAUGAUGGUUUUGAGUCUGUUUCGGGGGACGCAGACGAUGAGAAUGAGUUAGAGGAUGUGAUUACGGGUGGGGUUAGGGUUCAUAGGCUACUAGGGGAAGAGCUAGGUGGAGAUGUUGGAGAUGGAAGUGAUGAUUUUUCAGGUGGGAGUGUGAUUUAUAGACCAUUUGCUGGUGAUGUUGAUGAGGAAGCGUCCGUGAAUUACUCUUCUUUUGAGGAAGGGAGUGAGAUUAGUGAUGAGGUUGAGGGAGUUAGUGAGAGUGAUGAUAGUGAAGCUGAUAGAGUUAGCAUGAAAGCAAAAGUAGUCAUUCCUAGGGCUAUUUUGUCUUUGGAUGAUGAGGAAUUUGACGAAAUUUUGGGUAGUGGUGAUGAAGAGGCUGUGGUGUUGCGUGUUACAAAGGCUCCUAGUGAUGAAGAAUCCGAAAUUGGAGAUAGGGUAUUGCAAUUUGGAGAUAAUGGAGUGGUUGAUGAGCCAGAGAGUUCGUAUGUUGUCUCUACAGAGGAAGAAGUGGUGAGAAUGAAGUAUUCAGAAGAGUUAGAUGAUGAUUUGAUGUCCUUUGGGAAUAUUGAGGAAUCAAGUCUCGGUGUUCUACCAGGAGGUUCUAAUGAUUUUAUGGCAGAGAAUGAAGGGAACUAUACUGAGGCGAGUAUGGUAUUGGGUCAAAGUUUUAAGCAAUUCAUCGAGAAAGGUGAUGUUCAAAGUGCCAUCAACAAGGACAAUGGUGGUGGUAACAUUCAUGAAUUUGAUGCAUUGAUGAAGCAAAGUGAUGCAGAAAGAGUAGAAGAUAAUGCAGUUGAAUUAGCAAAAAUGGGAAUGAAUGAUAAACCAGAAUACUCAGGCUCUAAUGUAGGUGAACUUGUUUCCACAGAGGAAGAUAUGGUGCAAGAGAAAUCUUCUGACGAUGGGUUGGUGUCAUCUGAGAGUACUUUUGGUGUUGUGCCACGUGAUUGCAAUGAGUUUCUACUGGAAAGUGAAGGAAACGCUGUUGAUGAGGAUAUAGGAUCAGAUGAAACUAUCAGCAGCCUUGUCGAACAAGGGGUGGGUCAAGGAAGUAUCAGCAAUAGCAGAACUUAUGUUGGUAGUGCCUGUGAAGCAGAUGUAUUGAUUAUUCCAGGUGAGGGAUCUAUUGGAUCAGAAAGCAGAGACUCAGGGGAUGAAGCCGCUGUAAAUAUGAUGGGCGAGGCAAAAGAACACUUGGAAAAUGAGUCUGGUGCUGUUAGUGAAUUAGACAAACCUGAAAUUGAUCUGAGUUCUGAAAGUUUUCAGGUAACUCCAACUCUGGAUUCUGUAACGACGAGAAACCUUGAGGUUGCUGGAGGAAUAGAUGUCGUUGUAAGUGGGUGUGGUUCUUCCGAUCAAAAAGCUGAACACGAGUCUGAAAAUGAAGAAAAUCAAGAAUCAGAUGAUAAUGAUAGGAAGUUAUCACUUCCUGGUGAAGAUAGCGCAUCAAAUUUAAGAAGUUUCUGUGAGACAGCCAAUGAGACUGUGGAAAGGGGGGAGCAGAUUUCGGAGCACAUUAAUAAGCUGGUCAGUUUUCAGUCUGAUAACGAACCAAAUCAAAUCUCAGUGGGCGUUGAAGAAUCCAUUUUGCCUACGGUUAAAGAUGUUGAGAGAACGAUGCCUGAAUUUUCUUCUGUAGUUGCUUAUGAUAUGAUGGAAAAUGAGACGAAGAUGGCACAGUUGAUUCACAAUCAAACUUUUAUGGAGCUUGAAAAUUACGAAGGAACAGGUGAUACAAGGGAGAAGCUCUCUGAGUCUGAGUCCACUUUCGAGAAUUAUUCAGAAGUAUUACCCUCUGAUCAUUCUUUGCAGCUGAUAAGUGAGAAAGUCAAGGAAAGAGUUGAGAAGACCAAGCUCUUGAAAGAGAAGCUCCAGAGGAUUAUAAGAAGCACAGGUCAUUGCAGUGAAAAUUCAGCUAUUACUGAAGCUGCGUCGAAGCUGAACCUAGCUGGUGGAGAACAUCAAACAUUCUUCGGGACUGAUUACGUGUCUGACAGAACAAAGAUAAUGCUGCCUGAACAAGAGGUCCGAGAUGAUCUAAACUUCUCCAUUAACGUCCUUGUUGUUGGAAAAACCGGGGUGGGAAAAAGUGCAACGGUUAAUUCAAUAUUUGGGGAGAGUAAGUCUCCUGUUGUUGCAUUUGGAGUUACCACAAAGUCUGCAAAUUACAUAGUUGGGAAUGUAGGAGGAAUCCUGAUAAGAAUACUUGAUACUCCAGGUCUCAUGUCUUCUGCAACUGAGGAACAGUUUAAUCAGGAAGUCCUUAUGUCGAUAAAGAAGAGCAUGAGAAAGUUCCCAAUUGAUGUCUUCCUUUAUAUUGACCGUCUAGAUGACACUCCAGACAUCCGUUUACUUAGAAUCAUCACUAGUUCUCUAGGCUCAUCAAUUUGGCAAAAUGCUAUCGUGGUUCUAACUCAUGCAGCUUCCGAUGUGCCAGAUACUAUAAGCUACAAAGACUUUAUUACACAGAGAUCUUCUCUUAUGCACCACUCAAUCAGACAAGCAGUACCUAAGUUAAGCUGUGUAGGCCAGAGCAAGAUGCCUAGAAUUGUUCUGGCAGAGAACAACAUGAGCUCUUUCUCGACAAACAAAAGCAGUGAAUCUACUUGUCCAGACUGGAGAUUGAACCUAUUGAUCUUAUGUUGCUCGGUGAAGAUAAAGUCUAAAGCCGGUUCUUUGCAAAAGCAGAAUCACAGCGAUGUGGAAAAGGCUGGUGUCGUUGGCUCCCAGCCUAGCUCUUUCACUCUUUUUUGUUCAUUGUGGAAUGUUUUGCUUAACUCAGGGCAUACUUCUUAUUCACAUGAUGAUUUGGAGGAGAAGAAAAGGAAAUUACUGGAUUCUUACCCUAAAAUUAUCUGGGACGAACAGAGUCAAGAAUGUCUGGAGCAAGAAACACUUCUCAUUGAGAAUCAAGAACCAGAAGACGAGAAGACUUGGGUUCCUGGUCGUGUGAGAACCAGAAGAGGAAGACUUGGGUUCCAAGCAACAAAAAGGUUGGGUAUCUAUCUCGAUACAUCCGAUUUGCACACCGGGUUUUCCAUUGGAAGCCGUGGCUGUAGAAACGACGAACAGGACUUGGUGAGGAUGAGAGGGUCAAUGUCUGUUAUAGGUUUGGUUCCUAUGCUGAUGUCCGUAUUCACUUCGGUCUAUGGUGGAAAAGAAGAUAUUUAAAAUUGCUCUUGUUGUAGAAUUUGUUACAUAUCACAUGUUUUCGUCAUCACUUUUGGAUUCUGUGUUUAGGCCAUUAACAAUACACGAAACUAAAUAUAUUAAAUACAAAUGUUGUGAGGAUAAGGACUCUUCAGUUUUGUUA